Messenger RNA from Fonticula alba, 4522 nucleotides. Its product is annotated as serine/threonine protein kinase. Gene Ontology annotation, molecular function: ATP binding; protein tyrosine kinase activity. The coding region runs from base 46 to 4410 and encodes 1454 amino acids. NCBI's taxonomy places the organism in Eukaryota, Rotosphaerida, Fonticulaceae. Gene Ontology annotation, biological process: protein phosphorylation. The record is from RefSeq and is a predicted model, not a curated record. The transcript has 6 exons.
GGUGUUUUUUUUCCUUCCCUUCCUUUUCUCCUUCCAGCUCCCACCAUGGCUGCGGUAAGACCUCACCCGGUGGCGGGCCCUCCCCCGUCACUGGCCCGGCUCUUGGCCACAGCCCUGCUGCUCUUGCACAUGGUUCUCGGGGCCACCGCCUCCCUGGGCGGCCCCCCCUCGGGCGCGCCGUCGCCCAGCGCCACGGCCAUGGCGGCCUCCUCCGGAGCAGGCCCUGGCCGGCUGCCGGGACUUGCCCGUCGGCUUGCCACCACCGAUUGCGAUCCCACGUGCAGUUCCUGCUUUGCCCCGGGGCCCGGCAAUUGCCAUGCCUGCCUGGCCACGGCCGCUGAGCAUGUGCUCUUCGAGAGCGACUGCGUGAGCGUCUGCCCGCCGGGCUUUGCUGCCGCCCCGGGCUCUGGCAUCUGCCUGCCCUGCCGGGCCACCUGCGCCACCUGUGCGCCGGAUGGCCAGUGCACCGACUGCCCGGCUGGGCGCACGCUGGAGGCCACCGGCGCCUGCUCCCCGGAUGGCGGCUGCCCGGCCGGGACCUUCUCCCAGGGGGAGGGAUCUCCCGCCUGUGCAUCCUGCCACUCCAGCUGCCUCGAAUGUGCCGGCCCCCUGGCCACCGAGUGCCUGCAGUGCCGGCAGGGCGAUCUGUUCAUGCCGGCCGGGGAGGCCGGCUCCUGCCGGUCCCCCUGUCCAUCCGGCCAAUUCCCCCUUCUGCACAUGGACACCAACGGCCCGGAGUACCGGUGCCAUGCCUGUGCCGCGGGCUGCCACACCUGUCGCAGCUCCACCGCCUGCGCCACCUGUGCCCCGGGGCUCCGUCUCACCGAGGCCGGUGCCUGCCGCGCGCCGGCCUCCUGCCCGGACGGCUUCCUCAAUGCCGGCGACGAGGGCGACUGCCAGCCCUGUGAUGAUGCCUGCGCCACCUGCCACGGCCCCAGCUCGGCCGAUUGCAUUACCUGCCCGGCCGACCACCUCCUCUUCCAGGGCACCUGCCUGUCCGCCUGCCCGGAGGGCAGCUUCCCCCAGGCCGGCCGGUGCCAGCCCUGCCACCGGUCCUGCCUGAGGUGUGAUGGCCCGGAUAGCACCAACUGCACGGCUUGCAUGGGGGCCGGGGCCCCGGCCCCCAAUGGGUCCGGCCCCUGCCUGGCCCCAUGUGCCAAUGGGCAGUUCUCCGAUGCCGGGGCCUGUCGGGCCUGUGACGCCUCUUGUGCCGCGUGCGCCGGGCCCGGGGCUGCCGACUGCACGGCCUGCCACCCGGAUCGCCUCCUCCGGGAGGGCCGCUGUGAGGCCCUCUGCCCGGUGGGCUUCUUCGCGGACCUGUCGCCGGCCACCGGGCCCCGGUGUGCCCCGGCUCAUCCGAGCUGUGUCCAUGCCACCGGCCCCGGUGCCGAUGCCUGUACCGCCUGCGAUGUGGGGCUCCUCCGCGCGGAUGGCCUUUGCCAGCCCGCCUGCCCGGCCGGGUCCUUCCCAUCCGAGGCGGUCAGCUGGCUCGGCUCGUCGGAGGGGGUGUGCGCCCUGUGCUCCACGGGCUGUGCCUCCUGCUCCGACAUCGACGUGUGCCGGGCCUGCAUCGCGGGCUUCGUCCUCCGCGAGCACCAGUCCUCCGGGCAGGUCACCUGCACGGAUGACUGUGGCUCCGGGCACUUCGCCGACCAUGCCAAUGGGCGCUGUGCCGCGUGCCAUGGCUCCUGCGCCAAGUGCUCCGGCCCGGGCACCUGCGACACAUGUGCCCCGGGCCUGGUGUUUGUGCACUCGGCGCCGGCCCUUUGCACGGACCAAUGCGGCGCCGGCCGCUUUGCCAAUCUCUCGGCCGGCGUGUGUCAGUCCUGCGCGGCGAAUUGCGCCGCAUGCGCCGGCACGGCCGCCACCUGCACCGCCUGCCCGGCUGGCAAGUUCCUCGACCCGCGCACCGACGGGUGUGUGGAGGAUUGCGGGAGCUCGCGCUUUGGCGAUGCCACCACCGGCAGCUGUGCCGCCUGCCUCGCCGGCUGCGGCACCUGCAAUGACGCCACCUCCUGCGAGGCUUGCCUCCCGGGGCUGGUGCUCGACCAGCAGGACGGCGUCACUGCCUGCUCCUCCGACUGUGCCCCAGGGCACUUCAUCAAUCUGGAGGCGGGCCUCUGCCAGCCGUGUGACACAUCGUGUGCCUCGUGCUACGGCAAUGCCGCCGCCUGCACCGGCUGCCCGAGUGGCCGCUUCCUCGACCCGGUUGAUGACACUUGCGUCGAGGACUGCGGCAGUGGGCGCUUCGCCGACCUUGCCGCCCGGCGUUGCGCCGCUUGCGCCCUGGAGUGCGCCCAGUGUGCUGACAGCGCGACCGCCUGCACCGCCUGCGCUCCCGGGUUCCGGCCCACUGGGGCCGGGUGCACGGCCUGCCCGGCCGGCUGUGCGGCUUGCUCCGGCUCCGCCGGCUGCGAUGCCUGCCUCAAUGGGUUCUGGCUUGACCCCGGGACGGGCUCCUGCGUUGUGCGGUGUCCCGAUGGUCUCUAUGCCGAUGUCAGCACCGGGGUCUGUGGCCCCUGCCAUGAAUCGUGCGCCGCGUGUGAUGGCCCCGCUGCCGGGGAUUGCAUCGUCUGUCCGGCCGGCCGGUUCCUCUGGCAGGGGGCCUGCUUGGCCAGCUGCCCGGCCGGGUCCUUUGCACAGGCCGAUGCCUGCCAGGCUUGCCAUGGCUCCUGCGUGACUUGUGCCGGCCCGGCCGACAACCAAUGCACCGGCUGCCCCCCGGGGCAUUCCCUCUGGCAGGGCGCCUGCUCGGGGAUCUGCCCGGAUGGCUUCUUCCUGGAGCCGGCCACCGGCGCCUGUGUCGGGUGUGACGCCGCCUGCUCGGCUUGCGUGGGUCCCCAGGCGGACCAGUGCACCGCCUGCCCGUCGGCGGAUGAGUGGCUGGUCACCGAUCAAACCCGCUGCACGGCCGACCCCUGCGCGGUGGGCUACGCGGCCCUGCAUCGGCCCCGGGCCGCUGGGGCCCCCGACCAGGCCCUUUGCCUGCCAUGCAUGGUGGACGGCUGUGCCGUGUGCGAUGAAGCCGCCGCCGAGGCGGCCCCCCCGGGGACGCCGGCCUGCGAGCCGGCGGCCGACCAUCCCCGUGGCUUCGCAUGCACCCAGGUGCCCAAGUGCGACCGUUGCCAGGCUGGGCUUGCCUUGCUGAGCGCCGCCACCGGGGGCCACCGUUGUGUGGAGGCCUGUCCGGAUGGGUUUUACCUGAGCCCGGCCGGGGAAGCGACCCCGGCCCAGUGUGCCCCCUGCGCCGGGGCCUGCCUUCUUUGUGAUGGUCCCUCAUCGGAGGACUGCAUCGAUGAUUCGUCGGCCGCCCCGCCGCCGGCCAACCGCACCAUCGGUGUGGGCGUCGGCGUCGGCGUCGGCGUGACCAUUCUUCUGGUGGGCCUGCUUCUGGUGGGAUUGCUGCUUUACCGGCGACGCCAGCAGGAUCCCACCCGGUCCAAGGCCGGCCUCGAGGGCAAUCUCGGCCUGACUCCACUCAACACCUUUUCCGAUCUCUCCCCUCCGGAUUCGGUCCUCGUGUCGGCCGAAAUCGACUUCAUGAUGCUCGAACCCCUCGGCGAGGGGCUUCAGGCAUCGGUCUCCUCCGCGCGCAUCCUCAACCCCCAGCUCCGGCAGACGCUGCAGACCCGGGGCUCGGUGGCCAUCAAAACCUAUCGUGAUCCCGCCUCGCCGGCUGGGCGCUCGGCCUUCCACAAUGAGAUCACCAUUCUCUGGACAUUGCGCGAGGAGUUCGGCAUUCUCAAGCUCCUGGCCUAUUCCGAGCAGCCGCGCGCCGCCAUCACCGAGCUCUACUACUCGUGCCUGGCCACGCUCCUCCGGUCGGAUCUCCCCCUCACGCCGCGGGCCAUGCUCCGGAUUGCCGUGCACUUUGCUUCUGGCCUUGCUGCCGUUCAUACCCGUGGUAUUGUCCAUCGGGACAUUCGUCCGGCCAACAUUCUCGUCCGUCAAUCGGAGGAUGGGAGCUGGAAUGCGGUCAUCGGCGACUUCGCCUCCUCCAAUGUCCUUUCCACCCUGCAGGAUGCCCCACCGAAUGCCUCCCGCCGCGCCCCGGCCCUGAACCCCGCGGCCGUGCCGUACUCCUCGCCCGAGCUCCUGUUCGCCUCCUCGCAACGCCGCUUCCUCGAGUACUCCGCACUCCGGGGAAGUGACGUUUUCUCCGCCGGCAUGGUUCUCUGGUGCAUCUUCUGCCGCAAGCUGCCCUGGUCCGGGCUCAAGAGCAGGAACAUUCGCCAGCAAGUCCUCGCCGGCGAGCGGCCCAGCCUGGCAGAGCUUAAAGCCAGCCUCGGUGGCCAGCCCGCCGAGCAGGCAGUCACCAGCCUCAUAGAACGGUGCUGGGAUGUGCAGCCCGAGGGACGCCCCUCGGCUCGUGACAUCCUUGCGCAGCUGGCCCCUUUUGCUCCAGGCUGACCUCUUCUCCUCUUCUUGCCCCGUAUCUAGAAAAAAAGCACACAUAAAAAGCAAUAAAUUUACUCUCUUCCCUCCCGCACAACACACACGGCACAUACACACACACACACAC